This is a messenger RNA of Cynocephalus volans (Philippine flying lemur), 2913 nucleotides long. It is a transcript of the gene NARF, whose product is annotated as nuclear prelamin A recognition factor. The coding region runs from base 97 to 1467 and encodes 456 amino acids. The record is from RefSeq and is a predicted model, not a curated record. Gene Ontology annotation, cellular component: lamin filament. Lineage: Eukaryota; Metazoa; Chordata; Mammalia; Dermoptera; Cynocephalidae. The transcript has 11 exons. Gene Ontology annotation, molecular function: lamin binding.
CGCCAGGCAGACGACAACAAAGGGCUGCGGGCGGCGGCGGUGUCUCCCGUGCUUCCUUCAGGCCGAGGCGCUCGUCCUCCCGCCGCCGCGCUCCAGAUGAAGUGUGAGCACUGCACGCGCAAGGAAUGUAGUAAGAAGACGAAAACCGACGACCAGGAGAAUGUGUCAGCGGAUGCACCGAGUCCGGCCCGGGAAGACGGAGAGAAGGGAGAAUUCCAUAAGUUGGCUGAUGCCAAGAUAUUUCUGAGCGAUUGCCUGGCAUGUGACAGCUGCGUGACUGCAGAGGAAGGAGUCCAGCUUUCCCAGCAGAAUGCCAAGAACUUCUUCCAUGCUCUGAACCUUAAUAAGAAAUGUGAUACCUCAAAGCACAAAGUGCUGGUAGUGUCUGUGUGUCCUCAGUCUUUGCCUUAUUUUGCUGCUAAAUUCGACCUCAAUGUAACUGAUGCAUCCAGAAGGCUCUGUGGCUUCCUCAAAAGUCUUGGGGUGCGCUAUGUAUUUGAUAUGACCAUAGCUGCGGACUUCAGCAUCCUGGAGAGUCAAAAAGAAUUUGUGCGUCGGUAUCACCAGCACAGCGAGGAGGAGCGCGCGCUGCCCAUGCUGACCUCCGCCUGUCCUGGCUGGGUCCGAUAUGCUGAGCGGGUGCUGGGUCGCCCUGUCACCCCCCACCUCUGCACUGCCAAGUCCCCCCAGCAGGUCAUGGGCUCUUUGGUGAAGGACUACUUUGCCAGACAGCAGAACCUGUCUCCAGAGAAGAUUUUCCAUGUCAUUGUGGCCCCUUGCUAUGACAAGAAGCUGGAGGCUCUUCGAGAAGGUUUUUCUACUGCUCUGCCUGGUUCCCGGGGUGCUGAUUGUGUGUUAACGUCAGGUGAAAUCGCUCAGAUAAUGGAGCAAAGCGACCUCUCAGUGAAAGGUGCCACUGUCGACACUCUGUUUGGAGACUUGAAGGAGGAGGAGGUGAGGCGCCACGAGGGCAGGGGCUCCGAUGGGCACCUGGCGCACGUCUUCAGACAUGCGGCCAAGGAGCUGUUCAACGAGGAUGUGGGGGAAAUCACCUACCGGUCCCUGAGAAACAAAGACUUCCAAGAGGUCACCCUUGAAAAGAACGGAGAGGUUGUGCUACGCUUUGCUGCCACGUACGGAUUUCGAAACAUCCAGAACAUGAUCCUGAAGCUUAAGAAGGGCAAGUUCCCGUACCAUUUUGUGGAGGUCCUUGCGUGUCCUGGAGGAUGCUUAAAUGGCAGAGGCCAAGCCCAGACUGCAGAUGGACACGCAGACAAGUCCCUGCUGCGGCAGAUGGAAGGCAUCUACUCUGACAUCCCCGUGCGGCCUCCAGAGACCAGCGCGCACAUGCAAGAGCUAUACCAGGAGUGGCUGGAGGGGACUGACUCCCCCAAGGCCCAGGAAGCGCUGCACACCACCUACCAGAGCCUGGAUCACUGCACACACAGCCUGGACAUCAAGUGGUGAAACAAGUCAGGGCAGGGCCUGUCCAGCUGCUCCUCUUGUGGGGCCGGGGCUGCUCUGUAUAGGAGGGAACCACUCGGAGUGUGGAGCAUUAGAGACACUGAAAGCAAAUAAGUCAACGGGUUACUUUGGGUUUUGAGUUCUCUGCUACCCCCUGCUUACUGGAGGCCCCUCACACAAUUUCAUGUGGUGCUAUCUUCAUCAUAUGUGUGGGAUUUGAAUGUUUUACCAUGAGAGAGGGACUUCCUCAAUCUAAGUAUCCUUGUAUCCUAAGAUUGGGGGGUGAGGGGGUGAAUCCCAAAGAAUGAGAACAGAGACAGACUACUGUCUUUUAGGUUUAAGAAAAAUCCAAAAAGUGUCCUAUGAAUAGCUAAGACCCUCAGAGGUUUUUAUUCACAAGCCUUGGAUCAUUUGAUGUAAAAAUCAAGGUGGGAGGCAAGGGCUGGGCUUCUGUGCCUGCAGACACCUGCUGGUUUCUGGAGUUGUCGGGGCAGGCAGCACAUAGUUGUGGCUUCCCUGCCCAGUUUGGCUCUUAUUUUUACCCAUUUACAUUACUCUAAAUGUUUUUGCCAGAAUGUGAAUAAACUACCCUUUUGGAACCAGGAUCCUCAUGUACAAAUCUGAAUUUCCAGCUUUUCUUGGGGAAAAAAUAGUAAGUUCUGGCAACAGUGGAACAUGUUCCUCAAGGUCACCAAAGUGCAGUAGCCGCCACCCUUCCAGGACCACACUCCUCAGCUUGGGACCCUGUGGUCACUGGCGACUUAGGUUCCGACUUGAACUUGUACAAUCAGUCUUUGAGUUAGACUCACCUCAGGCAAGGGAAAGGGCCUGAGAAUAUCAGAGUGGAGAACCCAGGGGGUGCCACACAGCUGUGGUUGUCAGGGUCCCUCCGCUGCUCCUCAGUACCACCAGGGUGGAAGUAGGGGAGGUGAGGCCCCUGCUGACCUUGAAGCAGUGAGACCGCUAUCUGCUGGUCCAGCCUCCCCCGAACCUUCCCCAUCUUCACCUCAGCUGGGAUUUUCUUCUCUGCUGCAAGUGGGCCUGGGUCCUCCAGCCCUGCACUGGACUGUUGCUGUGAGCUCGCCUUAACGAGAAAGGAGAAAGCAGUUUAUCCACAGUUAAAGCGCCGGCAAACAACCAGAAAUGCAGAAUCCUGUAACUCCAUACAGCAUUCAUCCUGAGGGACGGGACGCUGGAAGAGGCCUGGAGGUGGUUCCACAAAGCACUUGGAUUUGUUAACAUGAUGAUGACCUGCCAGCCCUCAGUGUUGUCAAGCUCCUGCACAUUAGGUUGACUUCAUCUUACUGUGUGCUGUGUUGUCCCUGUGUACCUACCUAUCCAGGUGGAUAACUGGAUAGAUAUGUUGAGUUAGUGUAUUUUUUUGCCUCCAAUCUAUAUACAUUGGGUUUCCGAUCUGCUAAAGUAACUGAUGAUGGAAUAAACAGUUGA